UUUGUUUUGCUCUGCUCAUCCUAUACCAAUGUCAAAGAGCUAAUGGAGUAAAAAACUAAACUUGCUGUUGACAGUCAUUGCAGUAUGUGUGUGACCAACUCUGCAAGCCAGAACAAAGGAAAAAAAAAACUUUAAAAAUGAAAAGAACUGUAUCUUGUUACUCUGUAUAGCUAUCAGCACCACUGAUGCUUGAAUAUUUCUUUCGAGUCAUUUAUUUUUUUUUUUUUAAAAAGCAAAAGAAGACUUUCUGCUGACACCACUUUUUUUCUUUUUAAUUGUAGCAGAUCAAACAGUACUUUCUUUGGAAUUAAGGAAAGAAAAAAAAAUGUGUUGGAUUUAACCUAGCUUGCGUUAUCUAAACAUCAGAGGUGUCUAUGUAAACAUAAAACAUAUUUUCAAAAAGGGUAAGCUCUAUGUGGGAUCUGAAUUGGAAGAUUUUCAUCUGAUAGAGCUGAAAGGUGGACAGGUUUUGUUUGUCUGCAGCCAGAAGUAAGAAAAAUUAAAAAAAAAAAAGAAAUGUUCAUGUGCAAAUCCACAGCAUGCUGGUUUUGAAUGGAGGACCUUCAGGAGUGACACCUAUGAAGCCAGGUUCACUGCAGCGCAGUAGGACUGUUUACUGUAUCUCUGUCACGUUGAUUAGGGGUGAGCAGGGCCGGCUGGGGGAGGCGGGGAAAGACGAUGCUCAGCCUGCCUCGGCAGCAGAUAGGAUUGCCUCCUGGGAGCAGCAGGGAGUGUGCUUAGUCUCUGGAGGUAGCUCGGGGCAUAGAAGUCCUUCAGGAGCCCCAUUCAAGCUCUGUCUAAACACUGACUUUGGAGGCGGAACGAGGAGUGACUGUGUCAAUGCUGGUGAAGAAAAAAUGAAGGAGGACAGGUUUACUGAACAGAGCAACACUUUGAAAAACUUAGCAGAGGCAACCCUGUCUUCUACACUGCAGGAGUGGCACUGGAACGACUGCCGUUCAGUCGGUCAGGAUGAUCCAGGAGAUCUUUUCCUUUUGGACUCUCCCCCAUUACCCGAGCAGCAGUGGCAGAAUUCUGCAUGUUCCUCAAGCCCUGGGCAAGUUAAGCUCAGAAGAGCACUUCAGAGCCACCUUCCUCACGACAGGAGGGCUGUGAGCAUGUACAGUUUCCCCAGCAAAGUGGAAUCUGCAUUAAGAGCUACCCAGACGAAGCAGGGGAGACCCAAGAGUAUCUGCGUGGUGGCGGGUGGCAGGACAGUGGCUGGAUUCAUCUCUGAACCAACCUCCCCACUCUCCCAGCCACACAGCACAGUGAGUAGCCUGAUUGAGCUUUUUAGGCAGCAAAAAGUAAAGGAAGUGGAUCUUCAUGGUGGGACUACUGGUAACGCCAAGAAGAACCCAGUAGAGGCCACUAAGGUUCUGGUCAUCCCCCAGGAGGUCUCCUUGAGGCAGAGACCCAAGGACAAGCACAGAACGGUCAGCAUGUCCUUCUUGGAGAUCAACAAGCUGGUCCCGCGAGUAGAACAGCUGGGCUCUGAGGACGAUCUUGAGUCGGAAAGCUCCUCUGUCUUCAGCCGGACCAGCAUCGGCUCCAGCUUCCUGAGGUCUGGAUUCCGCUGGAAGAUGUUUGGGAAAUCUGCUGGGGAAGACGGGAGGUCGCCCCAGCAGGGCACAAAAGAGGAAAGCCCAAAAAGGACCCUGGCAUCUUUCAGGAGAAGUCUGAGCUUCAGAAUAAGGAGAGGGCUUAAUAAAGGGGGAAGUAAGGAGCCCAAUGGCCGCGUCCGUGCAAAAAGUGACGGAGAUGCCAAUCUCUAUCCCCAGCGCCCUUUCUCUUAUUUGAACGGGGGACUCCUGCCACCUCUUCCUGGCAAGACGGGGUCCCCCACAGAGGAGAGUGUGUUUCACUACAUGAGGUAUCAGAGCAAAGAGAAGCUCAGAGUCCUGGAAAUCCCUGUUAACCCCAAGCUCUCCAAACCCAGUACAGACGAGCCUAGUGUAUGGAGGUUGCUGACUGAGCGUUUUAGGAAAAAGGAACAAUCUCCCCCCGACAAAUCUGAAAUAAACACAGAGCCUGUAAAAAUCCCCCUGGCCAGGAAAAAGAGACCAGAGCUUGUUGACAUAGAGACACUUACUGGCACACAACGCAGUGGAACUCAAGACUCCUUUGUGAACAGCCAAGAAUGGACGUUAAGCCGGUCGGUACCAGAGCUCAAAGUGGGUAUUGUGGGCAACCUUUCAAGCGGGAAAUCGGCACUGGUCCACAGGUACCUGACUGGCACAUACGUACAGGAGGAAUCCCCUGAAGGUGGCAGGUUUAAGAAGGAGAUUAUUGUGGAUGGACAGAGUUACCUCCUUCUGAUCAGAGAUGAGGGAGGGCCCCCGGAACUACAGUUUGCUGCAUGGGUUGAUGCUGUGGUCUUUGUCUUCAGUCUGGAAGAUGAAAUCAGUUUCCAGACAGUUUAUAAUUACUUCCUGCGGCUCUCCAGUUACCGAAACACAGCUGAGGUCCCCAUGGUCCUUGUUGGCACGCAAGAUGCAAUCAGUGCUGCAAAUCCCAGAGUUAUUGAUGACUCCCGGGCGAGGAAAUUAUCCAAUGAUCUGAAGCGAUGCACUUACUACGAGACCUGCGCCACGUACGGUCUCAAUGUGGAGCGAGUGUUCCAGGACGUUGCCCAGAAGGUGGUAGCUUUAAGGAAAAAGCAGCAGCUUUCUAUCGGUCCCUGCAAGUCUCUGCCAAACUCUCCCAGCCACUCCUCCGUCCCCUCCUCCUCCUCCAUCCCCUCGGUUCACAUUAACCAGGCGACCAAUGGCAGUGGCGGGUUCAACGACUAUUCCUCUUCUGUCCCAUCAACUCCCAGCAUCAGCCAGAGAGAGAUGCGGAUCGAGACCAUUGCGGCCUCCAACACACCCACUCCUAUCCGCAAGCAGUCCAAGCGCCGCUCCAAUAUCUUCACAUCUCGAAAAGCCAGCGAGCAGGCAAAGAGCAUGGACUGCAAAACAGACAACAUUGGAAGUGGACGGGCCAUUCCUAUAAAACAGGGUAUUCUCCUCAAGAGGAGUGGCAAGUCUCUGAACAAGGAGUGGAAAAAGAAGUAUGUCACGCUUUGCGACAACGGUGUCCUCACCUACCACCCCAGCCUACAUGAUUACAUGCAGAACGUCCAUGGCAAAGAGAUUGACUUGUUGAGGACAACGGUGAAGGUACCUGGCAAACGACCACCUAGAGCUGUGGCCACAACGGCUCCUACUGCCAGUCCCAAAACCAACGGGCUCAUGAAGGACAGGAGCAACCUGCAGCUAAUGCCAGGGAACAGUGCUAAUGGGACCGCAGACUCUCUGUGCUCCAGCCCCAUUGUGUCAUGCACAACCAGCCCAAAGUUGGAUCCCCCACCAUCUCCCCACGCCAACCGCAAGAAACACAGGCGGAAAAAGAGCACAGGUGCAACGAAACCAGAUGGGCCCACGACGGGCAAUGAAGAGCAAGAGGAGUCGUUUGAGUUCAAUAUUGUGUCGCUGACUGGUCAGAUGUGGCAUUUUGAGGCAUCCACCUAUGAUGAGAGGGAGUCUUGGGUCCAGGCUAUCGAGAGCCAGAUCUUUGCCAGUUUACAGUCAUGUGAAAGCAGCAAAAACAAGUCCCGGUUGGGCAGUCAGAGUGACGCACACACCAUCCAGUCAAUCCGUAAUGUCAGAGGGAACAGCUUCUGUGUGGACUGUGAGGGGCCUAACCCAGACUGGGCCAGUUUGAACCUCGGCGCCCUGAUCUGUAUCGAAUGUUCUGGAAUCCACCGGAACCUUGGCACACACCUGUCACGUGUGCGCUCUCUAGACCUGGACGACUGGCCAGUGGAGCUCAGCAUGGUGAUGACGGCUAUCGGCAACGCCUUGGCCAACAGUGUCUGGGAGGCCUUGGUUGAGGGCUACACCAAACCCACUUCAGACAGCUCCAGGGAGGAAAAGGAGUGCUGGAUCAGGGCAAAGUACGAGCAGAAGUUGUUUGUGGCGUCGCUGCCCCAGUCCGAUGUGCCCCUGGGACAGCAGCUGCUCCGGGCCGUGGUGGAGGACGACCUGAGGCUGGUGGUGCUGCUCCUGGCCCACGGCUCCAAGGAGGAGGUGAACGAGACCUACGGGGAUGGGGAUGGAAGGACUGCUCUGCACCUGUCCAGCGCCAUGGCCAACGUGGUCAUCACGCAGCUUCUCGUCUGGUAUGGCGUGGAUGUGAAGAGCAGGGAUGCCCAUGGCCUGACCCCACUAUCCUACGCACGGAGAGCUGGCAGCCAGGAGUGCAUUGACAUCUUGAUCCAGCACGGCUGCCCCAACGACAACUUCAUUCCCAUCCCCACACCCAACCUAUCCCGCCGCAACACCAACAACAACAAUGCCCAGUGUGAGCUGAACCGCAGCGCCAGCAUCAUGUAACCAGGGUGGGGAGGGAGGGGGGCAGAGGGACAACAACCACCUGUUAGACUUAAGGUUAAUAGACUUAGUCUGCUAGGUGGAGAAGGGGUUCCGUGGCAAUGGAAAACGGGUAUGCAAGUGGGGAGAGAAGACAAAGGGAUUCGGAGGGCUUGGGGCUGCAUCCUGGGGGAUUUUAUUGCCAUACAAUACCCUGUAUUAUAAUGAAAGAGUUACAGCAGUGAGUGACAAGGGAAUAAGUGACAUUGCUUUUAGUGGGACUUCCUUCAGUUCUGAAGUUACCUGCUGAACUUCAGGCCUUUCUUUUUUUGUUUAUUUGCUUUUUGGACCAUUUGCAAGAUAGGCACGAGCUAUAUGUAUCUGAAUCAGUUUAAACUAAAGGUGAAACAGUGACAAAACACUACACAGAGACUUAAGGGGAAAAAUACUCUGAAAGACAAACAUCAGCCAAGAAGUUUUUUUUUGUUAUUAUAUAUACUAUAAUAUUGGGGAAAUGUGACUCUCUCUUUUUCUCUUUUUUUAUUUUAUUUUAUUUCCAUCAAGCUAAAUCAGUGUUCUCAGCUUUCAGGAUUUCCCCUGGUGUUUGACCCUCAGCGCCUGUCCUUCCCAUGGAAAUCACAGGGCAUCCUUGUUGUGCUGAGAGAAAAACACUGCAGUCUUCUCAGUCUAGACAUAAGAUGCUUUUUGUAAUAUUAUUGGACAUGUUCAGGUGACUUGCUCUUCUGUGUUUUUAGGGUCUGUUUCAGGUACCGGUUUCAUCAAGCAUACAGUUUUAUUGAUGUUUUGUGUGUGUGCGGUGUUCACCGCUUCUAGAUAAUGUACCAUACUAUCAGUUUUAUUGUCACCUUGUACUAUGCCCUAUAUUUCAUGCUUUAUCCCAGUAGUUAACCAUACAUACUGUGUUUUACUGCAGACCUGUUCUGUAUCCUGUCAUAUUGCCUUCCUGGAUGUAUGAUAUUCAGUGUUGAUUGCAUUCCUUAACUGAGUAGAACUCUAUAUACCCCAGCGUUAUUACAGUGGAAAUUGUUUCUUAUCUUACUGUAUUAUUAUGUUGUUGAGGUAAAACUGUAAAUGAAAGGAAAAAAAGUAGACAAACAGCAGGAUUUCAUCCAAGUAUUAGUAUUAUUUGAUAAUAGAUAUUUGAGAAAUGGCAAACUCCCAAAGAUCGUUCGUAGCUUGUUUUUCUUUUAUACUAUAAUAUUAUUGUUGUUUUUUUAUUAUAGUUUUGUCAGCUACUUGCCAAUAUUCUGUUCCUUUUCAUUCAAGUGAAAAGGGUGCAUCCCUGUGUUGUGUGAAUACGUGGUUAUUUCUGCACAGAACUAAGGAACAUUCAAAAAACUCACAUGCACCUAUGUUAUAAGCCUGCCACGCUAUUGGGGAAUUAACAAUCUCAGUUUUGGGGGAAUUAACGAUCGCAAUUGCAUCCAAUUUAUCAAUAGAUUAUUGACUCUGCAAUCAUGACUUUUGUGAUAUACUCACAGGAGCUGAUCAGUCACUUUGUUGUGCCUUGUAAGCAGUAAGAUGGAGUGAAUGAUCUAUUGGAGGUGCUUUAAACUUGUAGCUGAAUGGAUGGAGUGAUUUGUUUACUCUGCACCUACUGGAAGCUGUGUGAUAUCCUCACUAGAGAGGACUGUCUUUUAUAUUUGGUUCUUUGUUUUCAGGUUAUAUAGAUUUUUUCCCCCAAACAAUCUAUAUAUUGAAAAUUUAAAGCAUAACACCAAGUAAUAAUUCUAGUUUAUUCCUUUUUAGAUACUGAUCCUUCAUAGUGCUUUCACCAUAGUGUUGAAAGGUUCUACAUCCUGCAAUGCCAUAGAGAUUAUUUAAAUUAAGUUUAAAAGGUUGAAUGAAAAUGUCAGGGACUAUGAAUACUUGUUUGUUUGUUCUUAAAUGUUCACAAAUAAGGUUAAGCACAUCUGAUGCAUUGUUCUGCAGCUUUAAAAUGUAAAGUCAUACUGUACAGAAUUUUCACCAGAAAUCCAUUAGAAGAAACUGAUUUUCUCCUGUUUUUUAAAAAUUAAAAAUGAAGACAAUAUAAUAAUAGAACACUCGUAAAACAGAAAGGUUGUUGGUUUUCAAUCUGUGUUUUAGUACUAAAAACUUUGGGUUUUGCACUAUGCAAAUAUAUUGGAAAUGACUUCAUCAUGCUGUUGGUUUGAGGCAUCCUAACCAAAGUUAUAGGUGGGCUUUAUUGUAGUUAUGCAUUAUUUUACACUUGAAUAAUUGAUCAGUUUCCUUUGCAGUAACAGUUUUUUACAGAAGUUUGCCCCUAAGACAACCAAAGUGAUUGUUCUGAAGGUUCUUUGAUGAUUACAAAUCAGAGGGCUUAUCAAGCAGUAAGGUGCUUUAACCGGUAACUAUUGUUUCUUUCAAAUCAUGUUCUGAUUUCUUCUGUGGUACUCUGAUCAGCUUAACCAGUCCAUCAUUAUCCCUGUAGGAGAUUCUCUUGUAUGUUAUAAAUGACUUAUUAAACAGUAAAACACAGUGCAAACACUACCAUAUGCCAUACAGUGUUUGUAACGCAGGAUGACAAAAAUGACAGAAGCAAAGCAACCUUUGGCGAUAAAUAUACUUGAUGCAUGAUCUUAUAUUUAUAAGUGUGAAAUAUUUUUGAAGGGUUUGUUUAAGUGGGGGAUGUAGGUGGAUGUGAUGGGAAACAGGUUCAAUUCUAAGUAUAUCCUGGUACACAGCCAAGCCUAAUAAUCAGUGACUGCUCUCAUUCAAUUAUCUGCUGCAAAAUGCUGAACUGCUAAGAGUGUAGGGAUAUAGAUUAGAGGAAGAGGCAUGGGACCAGUGGACAUGUAGGUAGGGUCCUGCAUUAGCUAUUGUAAACUGUGUGUGUGUGUGUGUGUGUGUGGGUGGGUGAGCGCGCGUGUGCGUGCGUGCGUGUCGGAGAGAGAGAGGUUGUGUGAACGAGUGAAUGCAAAUUUGUUUAAAACAUGGUGUUGUAGUACAUGUAGUUUCCUCCUAUACAGGUCUGUUUUGUAGUCAACAGUACUUGAGACUUGCUUUGAAACUUCAACACCACACAAGUAAUAUCCAACAGUAUGGAGACAUUUUAUUGCUAGAGGGUUGUCUAUUUUAUAUUUUUAUUUUCCUUUAAAUAUAAAUACAAUUUUUAAAUUUGAAUUAUUUUACAGUUCAGUAGCAUCUGCCAUUGGCAGAUUCUGUCGAGAGCACAUCUGAAUGUCCCAACACUACCUUGAUCAUGUGAUUGCCUGUAUAAAAGCAACCUUGUUUUAAAACAAAGCUACAAAGAUAAAACUGACCACCCAAAGGGUUGAGUUGGGAAUGAGUUUACAAUAAUAAAAAAAUAAAUAGAAAAAGUGCUGUAUUACUUUCAAUACUUAGUUUGCAGUUUUUUUUUUUUUUUUUUUUUUUUUUUUUUUGUUCUUUGGUUUUAAUCUAAUAAAUGACCAGAAAAGCAACUGAUUUCCCAGAUUACAACAUGAGAGCUUGCGAGCAUGUGUCAGGGUGGAUCAGCCUAAACAAAGUUAAAAGAAGGGGACCUUUUUUGACAGCUGCACUACAGACAAUACUCUUAAACUCUAUGUAUAAUGUGAAGGCAAGCAAUUGAUCAGUCAGUAAUUGGGUGAAAAUUUAUAGAAAAUAUUCAUGUUUGAAACAAACAUUAUUCAAAUGGAUUUUAUCCAGUAGAAAAUUUCAGGUAAUUUGUAUUUAAACACUGUUAGUAUUCAGCCUAUACUGAUAUAUUUAUAAAAUGAAAGCCUGUUUUCUGAAUGCAUUAGUAGAGGUAUGCUGAAGACUCCUUCCUUAUGCUUUAAGUGGUCUCUGAGGAAGAAAAGCCUGCUAGCGUAUUUCACUGGAGAAAGCGGUGAAGCCGCUCAAGCAGUAUCUAGCUCCAGUCCUUUGUGGGAAAGUUUCAAAGCAAAUCUGAAUGAGGGGCACACCUGGGACAAUGUUCGGCCAGGCAGGAGGAGUGUUUGCGAUCACUAUCUACCCUCUGAUGAGGCUGCAUGUGGCUCUCUUACCCCCAAUCAUGUAUGCAAAUCCUUUCAAAAAUCAUAUAGGUAGAAAUGUUCCCCCUGGUCUUUCUUCUGGGAUCGGUAUUUGUUCUGUAUAGUUAGUUAUAAAUCUAAAAACACACAAUAAGUUCUUUUAGGUUUGGCUACAGUUUAGCAAUGAUAUAGAAAAGAACUGACCCUACUUGAAUGAUGAGCACUAGAAAGUGGACAGGGGUCUAGCACACUCUUAAAAGACACAUCUAACACAAAAUCCAUUCAGGUAUACCAUUGGUUUCCUAUACAGGAGCCAUAGCUGUAAUUUGUUUUUUUAGUAUUGAAGGUACUAUGGUAAUGUUGCCAUGCUUCUACAUCACCUGCCCUUUGAGGUACUCCAUGUAUGAUAAUGUACAGUUUGAAAUAUUUAUAUUGCAGUAUGUAAAUAUUGUUUGAUUUUUUUUUUUCUGUGUUUAAAAAAAAAAACUGCUGUGUGCGUGGAUGACUGUUGACCAAUUAUAAAUGCUCAAAUAAAACAAUGUAGCUGCACCCAAAUGAUGGGGAAAUGAA
Messenger RNA from Polyodon spathula (Mississippi paddlefish), 8899 nucleotides. RefSeq names its product arf-GAP with GTPase, ANK repeat and PH domain-containing protein 3-like. Gene Ontology annotation, cellular component: nucleus. The transcript has 17 exons. NCBI's taxonomy places the organism in Eukaryota, Metazoa, Chordata, Actinopteri, Acipenseriformes, Polyodontidae. Gene Ontology annotation, molecular function: GTPase activator activity; GTPase activity; GTP binding. The coding region runs from base 540 to 4376 and encodes 1278 amino acids. The record is from RefSeq and is a predicted model, not a curated record.